UGGGAGGGGAAGCAAGGGGAAGGGUCUGCUGUCUGAUCCUUUGUCAUGGGAAGACUUUAGUUUCUCGUUUCAUAAGAAGAGAGGACUUCAGCUCCAGCAGCAGCAGACGCGAUAAGAAAACCCCACUAUGUGAGUGAGACCGAGAGCAAAGCGAACAAAGCACUAGGGUCCAGCUGAAUCCUGCCUCCUCGGUCUGAAUUAGAGAAAGGAGGUCAGUGUGAUGCACAGCAUGCUGCCUCAGAGGAGUGCUGUCACCACUCUGGGCUACAGCUCAGACUGUGUGAAGAUGGAGCACAGCAGCAGUGGCUCGGUGGGGGGGACGUUGCUGAGGGGCUCUCGCUCAAAAGCAGAGCUGCAGGAUCUGAUGGAGACGCUGCAGCGCAGGAAGAGUGCUCUGGAGGCCAGCCUGAGGGCAGCUGAGUGCAGCCGCAAGUACCUCAGCGUGCCUUCGCCUGUGGGGUCCCAGGCCUCCAGGCCGCUGUCCAUCCUCAGCAACACCGACAGGCCCCCCCCUGCCUCCAGAACUUUCUCCUACAUGACCAGCAGCAGCGUGCCUCCAUCGCCUCGCCAAGGUGAACGCCAGCUGAGCUCCAACGGCUUGCUCCGACAUUCCCACUCCCGCCACCAGUCUCAAGACAGCCUGUUCCUCUCCAACGCAGCCGAUGGAAACUCUCUGCUCUCCUCCUACGGGCAGCCCCCACCUCGAUCUCCCAGGAUCAAAAGUGGAGCAGCCAGCGUGCCGUCCAGCCCUCGCAUGGGUCGCAGGAUUUACUCUCAGGGCAAAGCUGGAGGAGACUCCCGGCAGAGGAAGUACUCCACUGGCUCCCUCACCAGCCUGGGGACUCACAGCAGAUCUCUUCCACGGCUACACAACGCACCUGACCCCCCUGCGCUGUCGCUGCCAUCGCGACACUCCUCGGGGGCCCACAGAGGGUCAGCGGGGCAGCGGCGCAGCCUCUCCUCCCUGGAGCAGCCGCCAGACGUGACCGUGCCAGCCAGCAUGCCCAGCACCUCCAGGAGAGCCAGCCUGGCCUCCUUGAGCUCUUUGGGUGUAGAUCUGGACGGGACGGGCUUAGAUCUGGGGUUUGGGGAGAGGAGGUUGUCUUUUGGGAAGGGGGGACUGAGUCCUGGACAAAGGGUGGGCAGCAUCAGCUCUCUGAAUGGCAAAGAGGAGCUGAGAGACUAUCACCUGCAUCAGAGAGAUGAACGACUCCGGGAACAGAAAGUUCAGAGAUUGGAGUGCCAGCGUCUAGAGACCAUCUUAAACCUGUGCACCGGGUUCGGCCAUGUGGAGAGAGAGCCGGCGGGAUCAGCUGUUUCUGACUUGCAGAAGAUCAAUAAGGAGUUGGAGAAGCUGCAGGUGUCCGACGAUGAGUCUGUGUUUUCCGACUCUCCCAGCAGCCCGGCUCCAGAGAGCGGCUUCGGAGCCAAAGCCAGAGACUUCCAGCUGUCCGAGGAGCAGCCGGUCAGCCAGCGUCAGCAGAGCGUCUACAGAGAUGCCCGGGCCCACUCUCCUGCCGUCAGCCUGCACAGCAGCGCCCCCUCACCUUCCACCCACCAUAGAGCCAAGGCCCUGGAGAGCGUGCAGCUGAAACAGGAAGUAACGCAAAUAGAGGAAGAGAGGAUCCAAGUCCUGAACAACAUAGAAGAGCUGGAGCAGAAGACCAAAGACCUGGAGAACCAGAUGGAGGAGUCUGUCCGAGAGAUGGAGGUGGAGUGUGCUCUGCUGGAGGGGGAACAAGAGUCUGAGAUGACCCAGCUGCAGAGGGAUAAAGAGGUCCUGGACACACUUCUUAAAAAGAAGAUUUCUUGUACUGAGAACACUAACCACAAGGAGAAAUCACAGGGUUCUGCAGAGCAGAUUAAAAGUUUGGAGGAUUUGGAGUUUCAGAAGCUGGAGAGAGAAAUUAAUCAGGGCGAGGAAAAAGAAAGUCAGAGCCAGGAUCUGCUGCGCGAGAUCGCCGAGCAUCAGCGUCUGACUGUAACACGCAAGGAAAGAAUCAUGAUACUGAAGAAACAGUCCUCACAGAUUACCUUGCAGGCUCAGCAAGAAAGAGAACACUUCCAGAGAGAGAAAAACAAUUUGAUCAUCAUGCUUCAAAAGGAGAGAGAGAAACUGGCAUCUUUGGAAGGAAAGUAUGCAGAGCUGUCGGAGGGGCAGGGUUUCACUAACAACUCCAUCAAAGAGCACUCCUUGAAGGAAAGAAGAAGAAGUAACAAAGAAAACUCUUCCCACCCGAGUGACAGCCUACCUCAUAAGAGGAGCCAGCAGCUCCUCACCGCUUACGGCAGAUCCCUCGGACGCACGCUUCCUCCUAAGGCCCACUUGCCUCUCUCCCAAAGCUCCAGCUGUGGCAGCGUCGUCCCACCGGGCUUCAGCUUCUCCCCCCGGGACCUGAGCACUCGCCGCCCGCCCAAGACAGACAACAGCCAUGCACACAUGAAUGAAGAGCGGCAGAGAAGAAGUGAUUACUGCAGCAGGCUGAUCUCAGAGCCCGGCGUGUUCUUGGACUCCUUCUCCUACCAGGACACCAGCCUGACCUCAGACACCGUCAGUGUGGACAGCUCCGACAGCAUGGAGACCAGCUUCUCCGCCUGCUCCCCCGACAACAUGUCCAGUGCCAGUAUGUCCAACAUGGCAAAGCUUGAGGAGAUGGAGCGUUUACUCCGAGAGGCCCAGGCUGAGAAGCACAGGCUCCUUGAGCAUCGGGAGCGUGAGAUGGAGAUGCGCAGGCAUGCUCUGGAGGAAGAGCGAAGAAGAAGAGAGGAACUGGAGAAACGUUUGCAGGAGGAGACGAGCAGGAGGCAGAAACUGGUCGAGAGAGAGGUGAAGCUCAGGGAGAAACAAAGAUCACAGUCUCGGCUGUUGACCCGCUACCUCCCUAUGAGGAAAGACGACUUUGAUCUUCACGGUCACAUUGAGGCAGCUGGACACAACCCAGACGCCUGCUUCCAUCUGGCCAUCACUGAUAAAACCUGCCGAGGCUUCCUGGUUAAAAUGGGCGGCAAGAUCAAGACCUGGAAGAAACGCUGGUUUGUUUUAGACCAGAAUCGCAGGACUCUCACAUACUAUUCAGACAAACAUGAGACCAAGAUAAAAGGAGUCAUUUACUUUCAAGCCAUAGAGGAGGUGUACUACGACCAUUUGAAGAACGCACACAAAAGCCCCAACCCUUCGCUGACGUUCUGUCUGAAGACCCAUGAUCGGGUGUACUAUAUGGUGGCCCCGUCACCUGAGGCCAUGCGUAUCUGGAUGGAUGUCAUGGUUACGGGUGCUGAAGGACACAUGCAUUUCAUGGUGUAACAGAUCACAACAAAUGUUCACGGCACUACAUUUCCUCUGUAAACAGUGUGUCAGCAUACUGGCAAAAGCGAGUGAGAUUGAUGUUCAUCAGGUCAAAAAAACCACAACUUCUGUUUACACUUGUAUUAAUUGUAACCUACAGCGUAUGCUUUAUAAUUGAUAUACAGGUUUCAUAAUUAAGCUAUUUAGACAUUUUUGUUGUUGUUUGAUGUAGCAUGAGGCCAAAGCAUCACUAAAUCUUGCACCAUUUUACUAAUAACAUUUUCCAACUUUAUCAUUCCUCAAAAUCUCUGCUUGUCUCAUGCUCUCUUUGUUAUUUUUGCCCUUUUUCAGUCCAAACUUGAUCAGGGAAGCAUCUAAACACAACUUCUUCUCCACUUCCUAACUGCGGUACAUACUAAUGCUGUUGUCUAUAACAGAUGCUUGUCUGCGAAACAGCUUCCAAUAAUCUAGUAUUUCCCAAACUAAGUGUCUAGCAUGUUAAAAGCAGAGUUUAAAUUGUACCUUUUUGUUUCUUUGCCUUCUUUUUCUUCAUUCCUUUCUCCUUCUGGUUGGACGCCAGGCUCUUCACAACCUUUUCUAUCUGUAUCAGUGUUUGCAAAAAUGCACAUUUUUAUUUCAACUCAGAUUUAAUAUUACUAUAUUGUUCACAAUAUUCAAUGUAAUUAGUGCGAGUAUUAUUUCAUAUUUCUAACUCAAGCAUGGUAUUGCUGCUGCCAGACGCCAAGCAUAAGAUGGUCUUGACUGCUUAUUUAAAGUAGGGCUGAAUGUCCACCAUCAGUAUUCCUUUGAAACAUUUCCAUGUCUCUUUGCUUCACUUUCUUUCCAAUGAGUCCUAAUUUGGUUUUACGACUCAUAUUUGCAUACUAAUGAAUGAGUGAAAAUUACAGGCACUUUUGUAAUUAAUUAUUAGUAAAUGUUGGCAAAUAGUCUACUUAUAACAGUAGAUAUCUGCAUAGAUCACAUUGGUUCUGUGUUCAUGCCUAUCAUGGUGCAUCUAGCUCCCUCUAUCUAUAGUCGAGGCUGCAGGCCUGAUAUGAUGAAGCCAUGUUGUUCAGCAGGGAUGCUGUUUGUACUGCGUCACCCAUGUUAUUCUCAAGAAUAUAAUUCAGUAUUUUCACCAGCAGAGGUCCUCAGUGCAUUUAUUAUUGCACUUAAAUGACGUAAUGCCCUGGCUGGCAGGGCCAUACUUCAUAAUCAUCCAUAUUCCUGAAUGCUUAUCAAAUAUGUGCGUCUAUAAGCACAUGCAUAUCCAGCUUAAUAUUUGCUUUUUGUAAGCGAAUUAGAAAUCAUCAUGUUCAGGAUCUUGGACACACAUUAAUGUUUUAAUAAUUAUUUCAAAAAUGUUGUUUUGAGUGUUUUAUAAAAAGCCAUAUGUUUGA
Trematomus bernacchii (emerald rockcod) is the source of this 4686-nucleotide messenger RNA. RefSeq names its product pleckstrin homology-like domain, family B, member 2a (gene phldb2a). Gene Ontology annotation, biological process: regulation of microtubule cytoskeleton organization. Bases 221 to 3304 code for a protein of 1027 amino acids. Lineage: Eukaryota; Metazoa; Chordata; Actinopteri; Perciformes; Nototheniidae. Gene Ontology annotation, cellular component: basal cortex. The transcript is spliced from 17 exons. The record is from RefSeq and is a predicted model, not a curated record.